Messenger RNA from Seriola dumerili (greater amberjack), 1196 nucleotides. RefSeq names its product dynein light chain Tctex-type 3 (gene dynlt3). Gene Ontology annotation, cellular component: kinetochore; cytoplasm; cytoplasmic dynein complex. NCBI's taxonomy places the organism in Eukaryota, Metazoa, Chordata, Actinopteri, Carangiformes, Carangidae. Gene Ontology annotation, biological process: microtubule-based movement. The record is from RefSeq and is a predicted model, not a curated record. Bases 85 to 429 code for a protein of 114 amino acids. The transcript has 5 exons. Gene Ontology annotation, molecular function: dynein intermediate chain binding.
ACGACAGGAAGUAGACAGCAACAAUAACUGGACAGCAGCAGACAGAUACAGACAGAGGAGACAGCUGUGUCUGUGUCAGUAACGAUGGAGGAGUAUAACUCUGGAGAAGAGCAGGUUGUCUUCAACUCUGAUGAUGCCAGUGUUUCAGUUAAAGAGUGUAUUGAAGGUGUCAUCGGUGGAACAGAUUAUAAUCAGAGUAAAGUGAACCAGUGGACGGCCAGUAUAGUGGAGCAUUCUCUGACUCACCUGGUGAAACAGGGACGGCCAUUCAAAUACAUGGUAAACUGUACCAUCAUGCAGAAGAGCGGUGCUGGUCUCCACACAGCCAACUCCUGCUACUGGGACACUGCCACUGACGGAAGCUGCACGGUCAGGUGGGAGAAUCGCACCAUGUACUGUGUGGUCAGUGUGUUCGCUGUGGCGCUGUGACAGCGGCACAGAGCUGUGUUCUGCUCUGUCUUCUAACACCGUCAUGACUGCAGCUGCGCUUUAAAUGGCACGUGACCAAGAAGCCAUAAAGACCCUCUGGUGGAAGUUAAUCUACAAGUAGUCUAUUUUCUCCCCUGGAAAAAGGCUUGGAAAACAAAACUUCAGAAUGAAUAAGAGUUGUGUUUUGAGAGUCUACAGCCUGCAAUCAUGGGCCAGUUUGACUGUGAGAAAAUGUUGCUUUGUAGGGACCAAACUCAUGGUCAGAGUGCAAGCUAGGGGAUUAAAAAAUGUAGUUUUUUUUUUUUUUUUAAGUCUUAAAAAGUGAACACUAAAUAUUGUGAUCCAUCAACUAUUUCCAUAAAUUGUCCCAAGACCCUGUAAUGUUUCUUUAAUGUAGAACUUCAUUUGUUUUUAUAUUUUGUCUCCAUACAGGACUGAGGUGUUACUGUAGAGGAAAGUUGCCCAUUCCUUAAGACAAGUUGUUUUUUAGUAGAUACCGACCUACUUACGUUAAGUGUUUCUACUAGUCUGUGUUAAUAUUCUUAAUAUUUAUAUUAGUAUGUAUUUGUAGCUGUGCAGAUAAGAGUGUAUUUCCAGGAUAGAGUCAUUUAAUGGUCAGUCCAAACAACCAAGGCACUUUUUCUAGACUUUUCCUGAAGAAAUCCUGGAAUUUUACCAUUGAACUGUAUGUUGAGUUCACUGAAACCGUUUUAUGAAUUUAUUUGUCUGAACAUUGACUGUGGAGUCAUUAAAUAUAUUCAACAAAC